Messenger RNA from Darwinula stevensoni, 1503 nucleotides. The record is from the annotation of a GenBank genome assembly. NCBI's taxonomy places the organism in Eukaryota, Metazoa, Arthropoda, Ostracoda, Podocopida, Darwinulidae.
GACCGCUCUGAAGGCAUCCACGUAUCACGAUGCACCCCGCUCUCCUCAUCUUGGGACUGGGCCUCGGGGUCCAUGCCCUCUACGAGGACGAUGAGCUGCUCUUCGACACCUUCCCCGAGGGAUUCACCUGGGCGGCGGCCACCUCCGCCUUCCAGAUCGAAGGCGGGUGGAAUCUCGACGGGAAAGGAGAAAGCGUCUGGGAUAAAUUUCUGCACGACUCAUGCGUGGCUCCGGAAUGCGCGAACGGGGAUGUGGCAUGCGACUCCUACCACAAGUGGGAGGAAGACAUCCAGCUCCUCGCGGGGAUCGACUAUUAUAACGACCUGAUCGACGGACUCCUCGCCGACGGCAUCCAGCCCAUGGUGACGCUGCACCACUGGGACCUGCCGCAAGCCCUCGAGGAUCGCGGCGGCUGGCUCAACGCGGAAGUGCAAGACUGGUUCGCCGAAUUCGCGAGACUCUGCUUCCAAGAAUUCGGCGAUCGCGUCCGUCUUUGGAUCACCAUCAACGAGCCGUGGGUCGUCGCGUGGCUGGGUUACGGGAACGGACUCAACGCGCCGGGCGUCGGGGACAGUCCGGGGAUAAAGACCUACGUGGCGGGGCAUAAUCUUCUGCUGGCGCAUGCGAAGGCGUAUCGGAUCUACCACGAGGAGUUCGCGGCGGUUCAACAAGGGAGGAUAGGGAUCACGCUGAACUCGAACCUGAGGGAGCCAUUGGACCCGGAGAAUCCGGAUGACGUGGAGGCGGCUGCCGUGAAGCAGGAGUUCGAGCUGGGCUGGUUCGCGGAUCCCGUCUACUUCGGGGACUACCCGCAGUCCAUGAAGGACAAGAUAGCAGAGAAGAGUUCGGCGCAGGGAUUCCUCCAGUCCCGCCUCCCCGAGUUCACCGACGCCGAGAAGGAGCUGCUGCUCGGGAGCUCGGACUUCUUCGGGCUGAACGCGUACACGUCCUUCCUCGCGGCGUACAGCCUCAAGCCGCUGGAGUGCGUGAGCUACGAGUGCGAUUCCGACGCGGACGAGUCGCAGGACUCUUCCUGGUACAGCACCGGAUCGGGCUGGCUGAAGCUGUACCCACAAGGAUUCCGGAAGCUGCUGAAUUACAUCAAGGACAGAUACGGAAACCCGGAGGUGAUCGUGACGGAGAACGGGAGCAGCGACACGGCGGGGAACCUCGACGAUGCUCUCAGGGUUUAUCAGCUCAAGCAUUACCUCAAUCAACUCUUGAAAGCCGUGAAAUUGGACGGGUGUAACGUGACGGGCUACGCGGCCUGGUCUCUCCUGGACAAUCUGGAAUGGGGAGUCGGAUACUCGCAGAAGUUCGGUCUUCACUUCGUGGACUUCUCCGAUCCGGAGAGACCCCGAACGCCGAAGAAGUCUUCUCGCUUCUACCGCCAAAUCAUUCGGGACAACGGCUUCGUCGAAGAAAAUAUUUGCCCGUAUUGAUUUGACUCAGAGAAAUUUACCAUCGAGAAAUAAACAGACCUUCGCCGAACGACAAACACAA